Molecule: messenger RNA, 3036 nt
Organism: Pelobates fuscus (common spadefoot toad)
Lineage: Eukaryota; Metazoa; Chordata; Amphibia; Anura; Pelobatidae
Product: serine/threonine-protein kinase 17A-like
Exons: 7
Coding region: 476-1534 (352 amino acids)
Biological process (GO): intracellular signal transduction; positive regulation of apoptotic process; protein phosphorylation
Cellular component (GO): nucleus
Molecular function (GO): protein serine/threonine kinase activity; ATP binding
Source: RefSeq, a predicted model, not a curated record
CGAUCGGAUCUCUUAUUUCACAGAGUUCCUUUGCAGUUCCAGACACACACGCUUUAGACUCCAGCUGCUGGGGAUCUGAGGUGAAGGACUCACUGCUUACUGCAGAACCUGGCCAGUAUAUCACAGGAAAUCCCCUGCAUUCUAAACCUGGUUUAUUUUGUCUGCUGCAUUCUAAUUCUACUUUAUUUUGCUAACCCACUGAGAGGACGUUGCAUAGGUUUUUGAACUGAUCACAAGGACCUUAAAUCAAGAUCUGCAAGAUUUUUGUGUUUUCCAUCAUGUUACAUUGGAAAAACUAUAUAUCUUCCAAUGUAAACUCAUUUUAACCAUUUACAAUUUGGACACUUUUGAGGACAUUUGCAUUUUUUUUUCUUAGAGAAUGCAUGCUUCUUAGACGUCAUUUAUCUUAAAAUCCAGAUUGUGUAAAUCCACUUAAAAAAAUAGAAUUGGAUUUAGGACGACAUAAAUUGGACCAAUGGAUACAAGCACCCUUAUCACCCAUACAAAGACCCUGCUCAGGACAGAUCCAUUCUCUGAUAACUACCGGCUGGUGGGGAAGGAGCUGGGCAGGGGAAAGUUUGCAGUGGUGAAGAAGUGUGUGGAACUAGUCACGGGCAAAGAAUAUGCCGCCAAGUUCCUGCGAAAACGCAGAAAGGGAGAGGACUGCCGUUGCGACAUUGUGAACGAGAUUGCCGUCUUGGAAAUGGCCCGGUUCUCUCCCUACGUAGUGGAUCUCCAUGAGGUGUAUGAGACGAACAGCGAGAUUAUUCUGGUGAUGGAAUAUGCCGCUGGUGGAGAAAUAUUUAAUCAGUGUGUAGCAGACCAAGAUGAAGCUUUCACAGAAAAAGACGUGAUCCGGCUGAUUCAUCAGAUUCUUCAAGGCAUCUCAUACCUACACAGAAACAAUGUUGUCCAUCUAGACUUAAAGCCUCAGAAUAUUUUGCUGACAAGCUCUAAUCCACUGGGCGAUAUUCGUAUUGUGGACUUUGGACUGUCCAGACAGGUAGACACCAUUAAAGAAGUAAGAGAGAUCUUGGGAACACCUGAAUAUGUAGCUCCUGAGGUACUAAAUUAUGAACCAAUCAGCACUGCUACAGACAUGUGGAGUGUUGGGGUGCUAACCUAUGUCAUGCUUACUGGAGAGUCACCCUUCCUUGGAGACACCAAGCAAGAGACAUUUUUGAAUAUAUCACAAGUGAACAUCGAAUACUCACAGGGGGUGUUUGAAGGCAUCUCUGACCAGGCUGUUGAUUUCAUCAAAUCUUUGCUCAUUAAGAACCCAAGGAAAAGAGCUCGAGCAGACCAGUGUCUCAAGCACCCUUGGCUUUCUCCUCAAGAUGAGUCUGAUCCUUUAAAAGACAAGAGUUUUGAGCAGAAGGAAAGUGAAUUGAAGACGCCUGAUGCUACAGAAGACAUAGUACUGUUGGCUUCCUACACUGUACGCUGUCCAUGCCAUACCAUAGAGACUGAUCUGAAUGUUGUGAGGAAACCAUUUACAGCUCUUCCUGAUAUACAGCAAGAAGUUGUUUGUUAAAAGCUAUAACCUUACAGAUUACAUCCAAAGUGGGUCCAGUUUUAGACAUUACCAAACUGUAUGACCCAUGUCCUCUAAAUGUAGCAAGUGCCUGUCUUGAAAAGAAGAAAGUUGACCUCUUUGUCUUCAAGCAACUCUGAAGUCAGAACACGGUGACUUACGUUGAUUUAGUUGUCAAAAGAACUAUUGUGAAAACCUAUACACCUUUGAACUUGGUGUUUGUGGCAUUUAUAAUGUCUGGUGUUUUGUGAUUCAGCGUUGCUGCUUUGGAAAGCUUCUGAACCUAAACUUGGACUUCUAAAGGCUUAGCUCUUGGAAAUUUGUCACGCAGUCUUUCAGUUUUAACCGCUCUUCAUGCUACCUGGAGAACAUUAUGGAGCUUACUUAGAAACCCACUAGAAAGUUAGUUCAGGGCUUAUUAAAAGAACUUUCUAAAGUUCAUAUGCUGAAUGCCACUCAGUAUGCUAAAGACAAAGCACCUAGUUAGAGAAACUUUGUUUAUUGCACUUGGAAAGAUUUUAAUGUUGCAUGGUUUAUUUUUUUAUGAAACCCCAAUUCACCAAACUUGUAAAGUAUAAAAGUCAUGGUAUAUUAAUGUAUUUAUAAAAAGAAAAUAAUUUACUGUCAGGUAUUACCAUUUUGUUCUGUAUGAAAUAUAACUCACAUCUUGAAUGACCCCAUUACCUGGAUUUUCCAUGCUUCUAGAUAACAGUAGAUAAAUACACUCUCUGCCCAUCAUAUUCGCAUACUAAUAGGGUCACGUAUAAUGCUUUGUGGACACUGGUAUGACCCUUGAGAAGUGCAAUCAGGGAAGUGUUUAAAAAUAUUUCUCAAUGGCCAUGUAAAUAAGAAAAUCUAGUAGAUUUGUGUGGCCCUCUUACUUCUCAGCUUUCAAAAUUUCUAAGUUAUCUGCAAUGAGGUGUGUGUGGCUGUUUUGAGAAGCAGCAUUACUAUCAGGGUUAUUCACUAUCAAAGUGAAUUUCAAAUUUAAGGUCAAAUAGCUGAACUGAACACAGCCAUGCUAUCAGUUCUGCUACUCUGCCCUUAAAUUUGAAAUUUGCAUAGAAUCUUCCAUUUAGUAAUUAACCCUGUAUGUGCCUUCUUCCCUUGACAUUUUGUUCCCUCCGACCUUUAGUGAUCAUUUUAGCCUAGUGCCUGACAUGGUCAGUAUACGCACUGCUCUCAAUUAUGGCACAUGCAGACUUAUGUGUAAGUCCUGUGAAAUGUACAAGCCACUUGGAUGUUGCCUGUGCCAACGACCUGAAUCCUGUGUUAACUACACAACGGCUGUUUGGACACGAGCAAUAAGUAGUGGUUUAAUGCACAAAUGUAAAUGAUGGGCAAUGAACAAUGAAUGGAAAAUGAAUGAAUCUAUAGCUCGUGAAGGUACAGCUAGUGAAUAUAGAUUGUGUUAAAGGGAAACUCCAGUGUCAGGAAAACAAUCGGUUUUCCUGGCACUGCAGGUCCCCUCUCCCUCCCAAUCCCCAGUUGCUGAAGGGGUG